ACCUGGACACUAACUAUGGGGUGGACAACUCUGUGGUUGUGUGUUCUCGCUCUGCCACUAACGAGCACCAUCCAGGUGAAAGCCAGGAAAGCGCGCCAGUCCAACCAUGUGAACAGCAUCUGCAGCACCUGGGGCAGAGAGCACUUCAAGACCUUCGAUGGAGACGUGUACCAGUUCCCAGGGACGUGUGAAUACAACCUGGCCUCCGACUGCCACUCUGAGUCCUACCAGGAGUUCUCUGUGCACCUGAAGAGGAACGAGGCUACUGAGGCUGAGGGGAACCCUACGGUCAAACACGUAGUGGUCACUAUCAACGACCUGGUCUUCCACCUGACCAAGACUCAGGUCGCGGUCAAUGGAGAAAUUGUAACUCUGCCGUUCUACAAUGGAGGAGUCCAACUGGAGAGGAAUGCAGUUUACACCAAACUCUACUCCAAGGUUGGCCUGGUUGUCAUGUGGAACGGAGAAGAUGCCGUCAUGGUGGAGCUGGACACGGAGUACACCAACCGUACCUGUGGUCUCUGUGGAGACUUCAAUGGCCUUCCAGUCCACAAUGAGUUUGUUCAUAACGGUCGUAAAGUGAGCCCCAUUGAGUUUGGAAACAGACAGAAGGUCCACAGGCCCAACGAGGACUGUGAAGACCCCUAUGAAGAGGAAGAGGAAGAUGAACCUGCAGACGUUCAGCCUAAAGAGGACACAUGCAAGGAGUUUCAUGCCCAGUGUGACCAGCUCCUGCGCUCGCCGUUGUGGAGCUCCUGUGGUGCGGUCGUGAACCCUGAGCCCUACAUCCAGGCCUGUGUUCAGGACCUGUGUGGCUGCAGCAACACUUCAGAUAGCUUCUGUGUCUGCAGCACCCUGGCAGAGUACUCCAGACAGUGCUCCCACGCCGGGGGACAGCCACCCCACUGGAGAACAACAGCCUUCUGUGACAAGCAGUGUCCGUUCAACAUGGUCUAUCUGGAGAGUGGCUCUCCCUGCAUGGAUACCUGUACCCACUCUGACACCAGCUCACUGUGUGAAGAACACCUGAUGGACGGCUGCUUCUGCCCUCACGGGACUGUGUUUGAUGACAUCUCAAGAGGGUGUGUCACUCAGGACCAGUGUCAGUGCAAACAUUACAACUCUGGAGAAGUAUUCAGACAGGACCGUGAGGAAUGUGUCUGUCAUCAUGGUCAGUGGUCCUGUAAAAGUCUGCCCAGCCCUGCUACAUGUGCCGUUGAGGAGGGUUCACACGUGACGACCUUCGAUGGGAAAGCAUUCACCUUCCAUGGUGACUGUUACUACCCCUUAGCCAAGGUGGAAAGCAAGAAUGAAGCCAGUCCAAAGUUCACUGUACUGGUCCAGCUGGUUCCCUGUAUAAGACAGAAGUUUGACACUUGCCUCAAGAGUGUUGUGGUCUUACUAAACAAUGAUAGAAACAACGCUUUGGUGAUCACCGCCGAUGGGAAAGUCAGCCACAAUGCACAGAUCACUCUGCCUUACAACACAGCUGACAUCAGUGUGUUCAAGCCAUCGUCCUUCCACAUGAUGCUCCAGACCAGCUUUGGGCUGCAGGUUCAGAUCCAGCUGGUCCCUAUCAUGCAGGUCUAUGUCACCUUGGACCCAAGCUACAAGACCAAGACACAAGGUCUGUGUGGGAACUUCAACAAGGUUCUGUCCGAUGACAUGAAGACCCCCCAGGGUAUGGUGGAGGGAACAGCCUCUUCAUUUGGGAACUCCUGGAAGGCUAAUCCUACCUGCAGAGACAGAGAGGAGAGGCUGGACGACCCCUGCUCCCUCAGCGUGGAGAAUGAGAACUAUGCUAAACAUUGGUGCUCCAUGCUAAGAAGUUCUGACAGCACUUUUGCCAAGUGCCAUGCCAUGGUGGACCCCGAGCUUUACUACAAGCGAUGCACGUACGCUAGCUGCAACUGUGAGAAGAGUGAAGACUGCCUGUGUGCCGUCUUCUCCUCUUAUGUGCGAGACUGUGCUACCAAGGGAGUGGUCCUGUCGGGCUGGAGAGAGAACGUGUGUGACAAAUACAUUGGUAACUGCCCAGCGUCUCAGACCUACUCUGACCAGCUCCAGAGAUGUCAGCUGACCUGUAGCUCCCUGGCCAGCAAAAGCCAGGGUUGUACCAAUGACUUCCUCCCCGUGGAUGGUUGUUCUUGCCCGGAUGGACUCUACAUGGAUGACAGGGGCACCUGUGUACCCAUGGACAAAUGCCCCUGCUUCCACAACGGGGUCCACAUCAAGCCUGGGAAGUCCAUCAACAUUCAGGAGGAACACUGUGUCUGCAACAAUGGGAAGCUUCACUGCCGUUCGUGGAAGAUGCGUUCAGAGAGUACCUGCCAGUCGCCGAAGGUGUUCUUGAACUGCUCCAAUGACCUGGGAGUACAGUGUACACGGAGCUGUAGGAACCCGGAUUUCAUGGACUGUUUCUCCGCAGAGUGUGAGUCUGGGUGCAAGUGUCCCACGAGUCUGUGGGAGGAUGGGAAAGGCAUGUGUGUGAAUAAACAUGAAUGCCCAUGCAGCCAUGACGGAUUCCUCUACGCCCCAGGAAAACAGAUCCCAAACGGAUGUAACACUUGCACCUGUAAGAGUGGGAAAUGGGAGUGCACAGAUAAGAAGUGCCCAGGAACCUGUACCAUCUACGGCAGUGGCCAUUACAAAACCUUUGAUGAGCGCACGUAUGGCUUCCAAGGAAAAUGUGGCUAUGUGGCUGUCCAGAACAAAUGUGGGAACCGGCCUGUCCAGGACAAAUUCAUGGUGAUCACAGAGAACAUACCGUGUGGAACCACAGGCACCACUUGUUCCAAGUCUGUCAGGGUUCAACUGGGGAGAACAGAGCUGAAACUAUCAAAGGGGACCCAUGAAGUGGUGGACCUAGGAGUGGGCUCUCAGAUCCAGUACCGAGUGAGGACCGUCGGUCUGUACCUGAUUGUUGAGUCAGACAUCGGGAUCGCAGUGCUGUGGGACCGCAAAACUACUGUCCGCAUCGUCCUGGAGCCACAGCAUAGUGGAGCAGUGUGCGGCCUGUGUGGGAACUAUAAUGGAGAAGGCAGAGAUGACUUCACCACACAAGGUCAGAUGAUAGUCAGCAGUCCUGUGGAGUUUGCUAACAGCUGGAAAGUGUCAAGCACUUGUCCCGACGCAGAAAGCAACGUGGACCCAUGUGGAGCCAGACCCAACCGCCACAACUGGGCUAAGAUGCAGUGCAGCAUCAUCACCGGAAAGACUUUCCAACUGUGUCACAAGAAGGUAGACCCUAGUCUGUACUUUGAGAACUGUGUGAAAGACUCCUGUGCCUGUGAUACUGGCGGAGACUGUGAGUGUUUCUGUACAGCUGUAGCAGCCUACGCCCAGGCCUGCACCGAAGCUGGAGUCUGUGUUGCAUGGAGAACACCAGAAAUUUGUCCUGUGUUCUGUGACUACUACAACGAUCCAGGUGAAUGUGAAUGGCAUUACAGCCCUUGCCACACACCUUGCUUCAAGACCUGUCUGAAUCCAAAUGGGACCUGUGACAACCCUCUUCCCAAUCUGGAAGGUUGUUACCCACAAUGCCCUCCAGAUAGGCCAAUAUUUGAUGAAGAGACCGGGGAGUGUGUUGAGGAAUGCCCACCAACAGGCCCAUCAACAACAACCCCACCAACACCAAUAACAACACCGUGGACACCAACAACUACCACAUUGACAACAGAACCUCCAACCACAACACCAACACCACCAACAACAACACAAACACCACCAACAACCACACCACCACCAACAACAACAACACCACCACCUCCAACAACAACACCACCACCUCCAACAACAACACCAACACCACCAACAACAACAACACCAAUGCCACCAACAACAACACAAACACCACCAACAACCACACCACCACCAACAACAACAACACCAAUGCCACCAACAACAACCACACCAAAACCAACAACAACCACACCACCAACAACCACACCUCCACCAACAACAACACCAAUGCCACCAACAACAAACACCAAACCAACAACAACCACACCACCAACAACCACACCUCCACCAACAACAACAACACCAAUGCCACCAACAACAACCACACCAAAACCAACAACAACCACACCAAAGCCAACAACAACCACACCAAAACCAACAACAACCACACCAAAACCAACAACAACCACACCAAUGCCACCAACAGCAACCACAAAAAUACCAACAACAACAUCACCAAUACCACCAACAACAACAACACAAAUACCAACAACAACCACACAUACACCAACAACAACAACAGCAUUACCACCAACAACAACCACACCACCAACAACAACACCAUUACCACCAACAACAACCACAACAAUACCAACAACACCACCAAUACCACCAACAACAACCACACCAAUACCAACAACAACAACCACACCAAUACCAACAACAACAACCACAACAAUACCAACAACAACAACACCAACAACAACCACACAAACACCAACAACCACACCAAUUCCACCAACAACAACCACACCAAUACCACCAACAACAACCACACCAAUUCCACCAACAACUACCCCCCAGACACCAGAGCCAACAACUACUCCUUGUAUUCCUACCUGUGAGUGGUCAGAAUGGUAUGAUGAAGAUGAUGAUAAAGAUAAGAGUGAUUGGGAAACGUAUUGGAAUAUCACGCAGAGUGGAAAAGAAGUGUGUGAAGAUCCACAGGAUAUUGAAUGUGUAGCUACAGACUAUCCAAAUACAAGCUUAGAGGACUAUGUAGCUUCGACAGGCCAAGUUGUGGAGUGCGAUGUUGACUUCGGGUUAAUAUGUGAAGAAAAUAAACAAACUCAGAGACCAUUUAAGUGCUUUAACUAUAAGAUUAGAGUCCUCUGUUGCGUUGAAUGUUUAUCAACAACAUCACCAAAACCAACAACAACACUAACAUCAACAAAAACAACAACAGCACCUUCACCACCAACAACUACCACACCAAAACCACCAACAACAACGACACCAAUACAACCAACAACAACAACAGCAAUACCUACAACAACAACAACACCACCAACAACAACAAAACUAAUACCAACAACAACAACAACACCAAUACCAUCAACAACCACACCAACAACAACAACAACAACUCCAAUUCCACCAACGACAACAACACCAAUACCACCAACACCAUCAACAACACCAAUACCACCAACAACUCCAAUUCCACCAACAACAACAACAACACCAAUACCACCAACACCACCAACAAAUACCACAACAACAAUUACAACCAACAACAACCACACACACACCAACAACCACACCAAUUCCAACAACAACAACCACAACAAUACCACCAACAACAACCACACCAAUACCAACAACAACAACAACAACAUCAAUACAACCAACAACAACCACACAAACACCAACAACCACACAAAUUCCACCAACAACAACCACACCAAUUCCACCAACAACAACCACACCAAUUCCAACAACAACAACCACAACAAUACCACCAACAACAACACCACCAACAACAACAACAACAAUAAUACCACCAACAACAACCACACAAACACCAACAACCACACCAAUUCCACCAACAACAACCACACCAAUACCACCAACAACUACCCCCCAGACACCAGAGCCAACAACUACUCCUUGUAUUCCUACCUACAACAACAACAACACCAAUACCACCAACAACCACACCAACAACACCAACAACAACAACUCCAAUUCCACCAACGACAACAACACCAAUACCACCAACACCAUCAACAACACCAAUACCACCAACAACUCCAAUUCCACCAACAACAACAACAACACCAAUACCACCAACACCAUCAACAACACCAAUACCACCAACAACAACGACACCAAUACCAACAACACCAAUACCACCAACAACAACAACUCCAAUUCCACCAACAACAACAACACCACCAACCAACCAACAACAACAACAGCAACAACCACACCAAUACCACCAACAACCACACCAACAACACCAACAACAACAACUCCAAUUCCACCAACGACAACAACACCAAUACCACCAACACCAUCAACAACACCAAUACCACCAACAACUCCAAUUCCACCAACAACAACAACAACACCAAUACCACCAACACCAUCAACAACACCAAUACCACCAACAACAACCACACCAAUACCAACAACACCAAUACCACCAACAACAACAACUCCAAUACCACCAACAACAACCACACCAAUACCACCCGAAACAACCACACCAACAACAACACCACCAACACCAUCAACAACAACACCAAGAACAACAACAACACCAAUACCACCAACAACAACCACACCAAUACCACCAACACCAUCAACAACACCAAUACCACCAACAACCACACCAACAACACCAACAACAACAACUCCAAUUCCACCAACGACAACAACACCAAUACCACCAACACCAUCAACAACACCAAUACCAACAACAACAACACCACUAACAACAACAACACCAACAACCACACCAAUUCCACCAACACCAUCAACAACACCAACAACAACAACCACACCAAUACCACCAACAACAACAACACCACCAACACCAUCAACAACAACACCAACAACAACAACACCAAUACCACCAACAGCAACCACACCAAUACCACCAACACCAUCAACAACACCAAUACCAACAACAACAACAACAACACCAACAACAACCACACCAAUACCACCAACAACAACCACACCAAUACCACCCGAAACAACCACACCAAUACCAACAACAACAACAACAGCAAUACUACCAACAACAACACCAACACCACCACCACCAACAACAACAACAACACCAAUACCAUCAACAACAACACCAACAACAACAACCACACCAUUACCACCAACAACAACCACACCAAUACCACCAACAACAACACCACCAACACCAUCAACAACACCAACACCACCACCAACAACACCAACAACGACACCAAUGCCAACACCAACAACACCAACACCACCAACAACAACAACACCAAUACCAACACCACCACCAACAACAACCACACCAAUACCACAACCACCAACAACAACAACACCAGUACCACCAACAACAACAACCACACCAACAACAACACCAGUACCACCAACAACAACAACACCAAUACCACCAACAGCCACACAAACAACACCAACAACAACAACUCCAAUUCCACCAACGACAACAACACCAAUACCACCAACACCAUCAACAACACCAACACCACCAACAACAACAACAACAUCCACACCAAUGCCAACACCAACAACACCAACACCACCAACAACAACAACACCAAUACCAACACCACCACCAACAACAACCACACCAAUACCACAACCACCAACAACAACAACACCAGUACCACCAACAACAACAACCACACCAACAACAACACCAGUACCACCAACAACAACAACACCAAUACCACCAACAGCCACACCAACAACACCAACAACAACAACUCCAAUUCCACCAACGACAACAACACCAAUACCACCAACAACAACAACCACACCAACAACAACAACACCAAUACCACCAACACCAUCAACAACACCAAUACCACCAACAACAACACCAACAACAACCACACCAAUACCACCAACAACAACCACACCAAUACCACCGAAACAACCACACCAAUACCAACAACAACACCAACAGCAAUACUACCAACAACAACACCAACACCACCACCAACAACAACACCAUUACCACCAACAACUACCACAGCAACAACAACACCAACACCACCAACUACAACAUCAACCACACCACCACCACCACCAACAACCACACCACCACCAACAACAACACUACCACCAACAACUACCACACCAUUACCACCAACAACAACCACACCUAAACCACCAACUACAACGGAAGCCAUAACUCUAACCACAACCCCAACGACAACAGAAGAAUCAACCACAACCCCCAGGACAACUGAAAAACCAACCACAACCCCAACGACAACAGAAGAACCAACCACAACCCCAACGACAACAGAAGAACCAACCACAACCCCAACAACAACAGAAGAACCAACCACAACCCCAACAACAACAGAAGAAUCAACCACAACCCCCAGGACAACUGAAAAACCAACCACAACCACCCCUGUCAUAGAUACCACAACCACUAAAGCUCCUACAACAACACCUAAACCACCAACUACAACAGAAGCCACAACUCCAAUGACAACCACAUCACCAACAACCCAUGAAUCGGUUGUCACUGGUCCUCCAAUAACACCAGAACAUCAAGUCAGUUCAAUACCAACCACAACUGGGUCACCAACCCCUCCACCAAUCACUUGUCCUGAGUGGGACAAAGUGCAAAAUGAAACUUUCUGGCUCUGCAACUGCACUUUGGCCAGAUGCAUUGAAAACAACACCAUUGAGAUAAUUCCGUAUGAAUGCCCAGAGCCUGAGCCAAUCACAUGUACCAAUGGCAAGAAACCAGUGCUACAAUGGGAUGAGUUCUACUGCUGCCAACGAUUCGUGUGUGACUGCGUCUGUGAGGGUUGGGGAGACCCCCAUUACAUCACCUUCGACGGGCUCUUCUACAGCUUCCAAGGGAACUGUACCUAUGUGCUGAUGGAGGAGAUGUUGCCGCGUCACCACUUCAAGAUCUACAUCGACAACGUCAACUGUGAUCCCACCGAGGACGUGUCUUGUCCUCGAUCCAUCAUCGUGUCCUACCGCUCAACAGUUAUAACACUGAAGAAUCACAACCUCAUUGGAGCUGCUCAGUUGGAGGCUCUUAUUGAUGGAGUUUCCCUGAGACUACCCUUCACGCGGCACGGUGUGAAGGUGAUGAACUCUGGUAUCAACAUGGUCUUGGAGAUAGCACACCUCCAGGUGGUAGUUACCUUUGGAGUCACUGGCUUCAGCGUCAACCUUCCUUGGCAACACUUUGGCAACAAUACACAGGGUCAUUGUGGAACAUGUAGCAACAACCAGGCUGAUGACUGCAUGUUGCCUGGAGGUCAGCUGGUGGAGAACUGUGCUCUGAUGGCAGACUACUGGCCAGCCAAGGACCUCUACCAACCUGACUGCCAUGUGCCACCUGGAAUCCCCACCAACUCUCCUCUCCCUGAACCCACACAGAAGCCAUGCAAGCCAGACUCCUCUAUCUGUGAUCUCCUGAAGGACAGCAUUUUUGCAGCCUGUCAUCCAUUUGUCUCACCUGACAACUUCUACAAGGGCUGUGUCUAUGACAGCUGUCACGUGUCCAACCCAGCGGUGGAGUGCACCAGUCUGCAGACAUACGCUGCUGCCUGUGCCCAGUUCGGAGUAUGCAUCUACUGGAGAAACCACACCGAGCUCUGUGCCAGCGACUGUCCAGCUGACAAAGUCUACAAGCCCUGCGGUCCUGCAGAACAGCCAACCUGUGAUGACAAUCCAGACGAGUCUAGGAUGAACUUCACCACAGAAGGCUGCUUCUGUCCUGAUGGGAUGAAACUCUACAACAAGGACUCAGGGAUCUGUGUUGAUAAGUGUGGAUGCAUUGACCCUGAAGGAGUUCCGCGAGAGUUCAACGAGAGGUUUGAGUACAAGUGCCAGGACUGCGUUUGUUUGGAAUCCACCAAGACUGUGAACUGUAAACCCAAGGUCUGCUCCAAACCACCAGUAGAGAUAUGCACUGGACCAGGCUUUGUAUAUGUCAACCAAACCGAUCCAUCCGAUCCAUGCUGCUCCAACCUCGCCUGCCGUUGUGACAGCAGCACUUGCCCACCUACCAACAUGAACUGUCCUAUUGGGUUCGUGCCAGUGGUUUCAGUCCCUGAGGGGAAAUGCUGUCCAGAACACACAUGUGAGCCUAAAAGAGUUUGUCUUCACAAAGGCGUUGAAUACCUGCCCAAUUCUAAAGUACCGGGAUCAGAGUGCCAGGAGUGCACCUGCACCAACAAAGUGGACCCCAAGUCUGGUCAUUACCAAAUUGACUGUGGAUUCAUGCAAUGUGACGAAGAUUGUGAAAAGGGAUAUGAGUACCAGGAGCCAGACUACUCCUCAGAUGACUGCUGUGGUAAAUGUGUUCAGACCCACUGUGUCCUCCAGAUCAAUGGGACCAUGCAGUUGUUGAAGCAUGGAGAUACAUGGUCUGCUCCUGGUGACAAGUGCCAGCAGUACAGCUGUGUGAAAAACGGUGAUAGUUAUCUGACCCAGAGCUCCAACAUCCAUUGCCCACCCUUCCAGCAGGCCAACUGCCAGCCUGGUUCAAUUCAGACCGCUGCAAACGGCUGCUGUAGAAUUUGUGUGGAGAAGGACAAGGCCUGUAAGGUAGGAUCCAUGAAGAGUUUCAUCAACCACAAGAGCUGCCAGUCUGUUGAGGAGGUGGAGAUGCCGUACUGUGAGGGAUCCUGCAACACCUUCACCAAGUACUCUGCCAUGGCUGCGUCUCUGGACCACUCGUGUGCCUGUUGCCAGGAGUCCCGGUCCAGUAACCGCACAGUGGACCUACGGUGUCUGAAUGGAGAUGUGGUGCCCUACACCUACCUACACGUGGAAGAGUGUAGCUGCAGACACAGCGACUGCAACAGAGCCAUUAGGGUGCCUGCCCGCAGGACACGCAGCAACACGCUGGUGUAAAUGGGAUCUGUACUAAUACAGAUGGGAAUGGUCCAGCACCAAUCCACUCGCUGCUUACUAAGGAACACCCUGCUACCCUGCUUCACAUGGCUGUUAUUUAUCUAAUCGCUUUGAUUUAUAUGUCAAAUGUAGAUUAAAUCAUAUUUAAAAUGUAGAAAUGUAUGCUUAAUUAUCUUAUUAAAAUGCAACCUUCAAAUA
Molecule: messenger RNA, 10794 nt
Organism: Oncorhynchus nerka (sockeye salmon)
Lineage: Eukaryota; Metazoa; Chordata; Actinopteri; Salmoniformes; Salmonidae
Product: mucin-2-like
Cellular component (GO): extracellular matrix
Molecular function (GO): protein binding
Source: RefSeq, a predicted model, not a curated record